AUGCGGCUUAUAGCCCCUGACCUGCAACUCGUCGACCUUCCAACCAUCCAUGACGCCACUGCCCCUAUCGGGCCUGUCGAUAUGCAACUCAGGAAACUCCGUGGGCCGGCGGCGCAGCUGCUCGGUCAAGGCGGGGACGUGAUCGAGAUAGACAUGGGCGUCGCCCAUGGUGUGGAUAAGGGAUGCGGGGACGAGGUCGCAGGCGUGGGCGAGCAUGUGGGUGAGGAGGGCGUAGGAGGCGAUGUUGAAGGGCACGCCGAGACCCAUGUCGCAGGAGCGUUGGUACAGCAGGCAGGAGAGCUGGCCUUUUGCUUUUGUUUUCUUCUUCCCUUCUUCCGCGUUCGUGGUGGUCGCCUUGUCAGCAGACGACGACAGCGCAUCCACGCCACGCGCCGCAUCGGGAUACGAGACGUAGAACUGCGCGAACACGUGGCAGGGCGGCAGCGCCAUGGCGGGCAGGUCUUUCACGUUCCACGCGCUGAGCAGGAUGCGCCGGUCGAAGGGGCUGUCCCUCAGUUUGCGCACGAUCUCGCGGAUCUGAUCGACGCCCUUGCCGCGGUAGUCGGCGUGGCAGUCGGUGUACUCGGCGCCGAAGUGGCGCCAUUGGAAGCCGUACACCGGUCCCAGGUCGCCUUCUUCGCGCGACUGGAAGCCGAGUGCGUCCAGUUGAAAGACGAGCUCGAAGGGCAAGGAAAACCUCCUGUCAGUAUCCCUACUAUGAAGCUGAAGCUGCGCGAUGACUCGAUGAGGGGGAACGCGCGACGCGAGUUGGAGAUCAAAGCUCAACUAUACUCCAUUGAUCUUAGCCUAUCCGGUCACGGAUUUUCCCAUAAUCUUUGCUUGGCGAUGACGUGUAGAACUGCCAGUGGACGUGAACUUCAUAACUCGGAAGGAUGA
Messenger RNA from Endocarpon pusillum Z07020, 897 nucleotides. RefSeq lists its product as uncharacterized. Bases 1 to 897 code for a protein of 298 amino acids. NCBI's taxonomy places the organism in Eukaryota, Fungi, Ascomycota, Eurotiomycetes, Verrucariales, Verrucariaceae. The transcript has 2 exons. The record is from RefSeq and is a predicted model, not a curated record.